AUGCAACGUCGUUUAUUAACUGCAAUUCGAUACUUUUCAUCAAAUGCAGCUGAACAAGAAGCUUCUCAUGUCAAGGUCGAUGUCAGCUAUAUGAGGCCUCGCCACAGGAUAAUGGCUUCUGGCGGUAUUCCUCCUGUUCAGUUUGAAUUCGAACGUGAUCGCAUCUCUCGUCGCGAAAGAUUCGGAAAAUAUGGUCUUGCAUCUGGAGUUGCUGUUGAAGAACUGUUUCCGACUGUUGAGGAAAUCGAAGAAGAGCAAGCUCUCGGACUUUACCACGAGUUGAAUGAUGCAUUGAAACAACAUAAAGAGCUGCAGCAGAAAAAGAAAGUUGCCGAAGAGGCGAGACUUGCCGAGCUCGAAAAAAAUCUGAAAAAAUAUCCAAGUAUUCUCGCCAAAUACGAAGCUGGUCUUAUAAAACAAGAAAAGGAAAAGGAUGAGAAAGAAUUGGCGCUAGAAAAGAGAAUUCGAGAAAUUCAAGAAUACUUUGGGUACUGGAUGGAUCCAAAAGAUCCAAGAUUUGAAGUUAUGCUCAAGCAAAAAGAAGAAGAAGAGAAAAAGGCUGCCAAGCUCGCGAAACGCCAAGAAAUGGCUAAAAAGAAAUUUGCUGAAAAUGUGUAA
Caenorhabditis bovis is the source of this 618-nucleotide messenger RNA. The record is from the annotation of a GenBank genome assembly. NCBI's taxonomy places the organism in Eukaryota, Metazoa, Nematoda, Chromadorea, Rhabditida, Rhabditidae.